AUGUCCUCAACUCCCUCGUCAACCGACGAAGCCGCGGAGACCUCGCACCACUCUAAAUACCGACUGCGUGUGACCGCGGGACCUGCACACGACCCGUCAACUCACAAACUUGUCCCCGUCAAUGCACCUGAAACACUCACCUUCGAGAACGAGCACAUAAUCCUCUCGCUCGCCGUCAGAAUACGGCAUUUUACAGGCUACCCAAACGACUCGCCGACGACAUCACCCUACUUCGACCACGACCUGCACACAAGCGACCAGUACUCGAUAGCCUUCUCCUUCGUACCCAAAGUAGACAUCCCCGGCGGCGAUUUGUUAUUCGGCAACGACUUCGACCGGCCCAUACGAGACAGACUGCCUCCCGGCUUCAACCAAGCAUUCAAAAUCGUCAAGUGGUGGAUCGACCCUGGUCUCGAGGGGAACGUGUACGCCGACAAACCGUCCCUCUUCGGUCCGGCCCUGAGCAGUUGGAACAUCCUAAACAUUGGCGACAAGGUCGUCCAGGAAGACCAGAUACAGGACAAGAAUGCAUGGAAGAUCCCCAACGCGACGUCCUUCCACGAGACAGUUGUCGAAGAAGGCGCAGAGGGUUCCGGCGAGGAGGUCCGCAAAGACUCUGGAAUACCCGCCGACUCCGCCGCGCGGAAGAAGUUCUUUUUGACCCCCGCGAAUCGAGACAAGUUCGUCUUUGAGGCCGGACGACUAUACCAGUCCGAUUUCGGAAACCCGUACCUCGACUUCAACGACUUCUCACUCAAACUGCCUGGGUUCAGUCUGAACGUGAUCAAGUACGUAGACGCAAAGACCCACGAACUACGGUACACGCUCAAGAAUAAAUCGACCGACGAGAUCUACGCCGUCGUCAUGUUCACUCUGCUCUUCGGCGAGGAGUUGGAGCAGGUCAAGAAGGAACUUGGCGAGGCAAAUAUAGAUGAUGAUGACAAUGACGAUGAUGACGAUUUUAGAGAUGCAAAUGAGGAUGCAUCACCAAACCCCGACGACGAUGUUGAUUGA
Messenger RNA from Exophiala spinifera, 1014 nucleotides. RefSeq lists its product as uncharacterized. Lineage: Eukaryota; Fungi; Ascomycota; Eurotiomycetes; Chaetothyriales; Herpotrichiellaceae. The record is from RefSeq and is a predicted model, not a curated record. Bases 1 to 1014 code for a protein of 337 amino acids. The transcript has a single exon.